Molecule: messenger RNA, 1557 nt
Organism: Blumeria graminis f. sp. triticale
Lineage: Eukaryota; Fungi; Ascomycota; Leotiomycetes; Helotiales; Erysiphaceae
Source: the annotation of a GenBank genome assembly
AUGGCCACUGUACUGCCACCAUUAAGCAAACGCCAGAAAACUGAAGCAUCCGACAAAGCAAGAGAGCAACAGGUUCUUGAUGAAAUACCUAAAAAUGCUGGUAGUGUCAGAAUACAGUUUUUUGACGAGAUAACCGGCCUUCCGGUCGGAGUUCCAACACAGGUCUCGGUUGCAGACGCUAGUCCCAAGAACCUUGAACUACUGUUAAAUAACCUACAAGCAAAUGACCCGUCAGAGCUCAUUUCUUACCGUUUUACUUUAUCAGUCAAAUCAAAGAAUUCCAAAGAUGAAAAUUCAAUUUCAUACCCCUCUUCCCUAUGGAAGUCAUUGAUAGUUCCUGGUCUUGUCAACACGGAAGAAAUACUGAACAUAUCUGCUGCACCUCAAGCUGUAUUCAAGGUCCAAGCAGUCUCUCGAUGCGCUUCAUGUAUCACAGGUCAUAGCGAGGCUAUUUUGGCCACCCAAUUUUCUCCAGCUUCAUCUGCCAGGAUGGUCAGUGGCAGUGGGGAUAACACUGCUCGAAUCUGGGACUGUGAUACUGGUACGCCAGUUCACACGCUGAGAGGACACACGAGCUGGGUCCUAGCUGUUAGUUGGUCACCUGACGACUCAAGAAUCGCCACGGGCAGUAUGGAUAAUACCGUGCGCAUCUGGGAUUCUAAGACUGGAACUCAGCUAGGCUCACCCAUGAAAGGUCACUCAAAAUGGGUCACUAGCCUUGCAUGGGAACCAUACCAUGUUCAGAAGCAAGAAAAGCCCAGACUUGCCUCAGCAUCAAAAGAUGCGACUGUCAGGAUAUGGUCAACAAACCAACAAACGAUCCUAAUGGUACUCACUGGACACAAAGGAUCUGUGUCAUGUGUGAAAUGGGGAGGUCUGGGCUUUAUAUAUACGGGAUCCCAUGACAAGACGGUCAAAGUAUGGAAUUCGAGUGAUGGAACUCUCGCAAUGUCACUCGAAACACACGCUCACUGGGUUAACCAUCUAGCGCUUUCCACUGACUUCGUAAACCGUACAGCUUUUUACGACCACACUGCUCACGUACCAUCUUCUACUGAAGCUAAGCUUACGAAGGCCAGAGAAAGAUUCUCCAAAGCUGUUACCGUUCAAGGUCAACUUAUCGAAAGACUUGUUUCGGCUAGCGACGACUUUACAAUGUAUCUUUGGGAACCUUUGACGGGAAACAAACCAGUCGCACGAAUGGUUGGCCAUCAAAAGCAGGUUAACCACGUGACUUUCUCUCCAGAUGGUUUGUUUAUCGCCUCAUCUGGCUUUGACAAUCAUACAAAAGUUUGGAACGGGAGGGAUGGAAAAUUUCUCCACACUCUCAGGGGACAUGUGGCACCCGUAUAUCAAUGUGCUUUCAGUCCUGACUCGAGACUUUUGGUUACUGGUAGCAAGGAUACGACGCUUAAAGUCUGGGACAUGCAAACAUUUAACUUAUCCAUGGAUCUGCCAGGUCACCAAGACGAGGUAUACGCAGUUGACUGGAGUCCUGAUGGACAGAAAGUUGGUAGUGGCGGCAAGGACAAAGCUGUGCGCGUUUGGAGACAUUAA